This is a messenger RNA of Cololabis saira (Pacific saury), 2213 nucleotides long. RefSeq names its product serine/threonine-protein kinase NLK2-like. The coding region runs from base 1 to 717 and encodes 238 amino acids. Lineage: Eukaryota; Metazoa; Chordata; Actinopteri; Beloniformes; Belonidae. The record is from RefSeq and is a predicted model, not a curated record. The transcript is spliced from 6 exons.
AUGUUUAACAAGUGCUGGUGGAAGAUGGAAGCAGAGGAAUCCCUUAAACUGAUGUUAACCGACGAUCAGCACGUCUCUCUGAUGAAUGCUGUUCAAAAGGAUCCAGAGAAUCUCAGACAUUGGGCGCAGCGGCAACAAGACUGUGGGGGCGUUUGUCUACCGCACAGCUUGAGGAAUAUUUUACAGCUGGAUCUGAUCACGGACCUGCUGGGGACGCCGCCUCUGUCGGCCCUGGCGUCGGCCUGCGAGGGAGCCCGAGCCCACAUCCUGAGGGGGCCGCACAAACCGCCGUCGCUGUCGGUGCUCUACAUGCUGUCGGACGGCGCCACGCACGAGGCCGUGCACCUGCUCUGCCGCAUGCUGGUGUUCGACCCGGCCAAGCGGAUCUCCGGCAGCGACGCGCUGUCCCACCCGUACCUGGACGAGGGCCGGCUGCGCUACCACACCUGCAUGUGCCAGUGCUGCUACUCCGUUCCCAGCGGGCGCGUCUACACCCGCGACUUCGAGCCGGUGGCCGAGCGGCCGUUCAGCCACAGCUACGAGAACAGCCUGCUGUCCGUGUGGCAGGGCAAAGAGCUGAUCCACCGCUUCAUCACGGAGCACCAGCAGGGCAAGCGGGUGCCGCUGUGCAUCAACCCUCAGAGCGCCGCCUUCAAGACCUUCAUCAGGUCCACGGCGUGGCACUCGUCCAAGGUGUCCAGGAAGGAGGAGAGAUGAAGAGUCGUCCUCUUCAUCCCGGGGACCGACAGCAGUUCUGAGGAGGGAUUCCAUCGGCCGAGAUCACAGAAACACCCAAGAGUCCGGGUCUGGUUUUUGUUCUUCCCUUCGUGUCCGGAGGGGAGGGGGAACGCCACACCCGGCCAGAGACUCGUCAACAUCCUCAAACGUUUUGUCCUGCGAAAAACUCCCCGACGACCCAAAAACCUGACGCUGCCGGCGUUCCCGGCGCUGCCGGUCCUCCGGGAGGAAAACGACUGAACCCGGUACUGGACUGGAGUUAGAGACUCGGAGGAAUUCUGGUUGUAACCGUUUGGUAGUUUUGAUGCUUUAGUUCCGUUUUGAAGUCAUUCCAGCCCCGUGCAAUACAGAGACGCGAGAAGCAGCUGGAAUGAAACUCUCCAUCAUGUGACGUCACGGCUCAUUCCAACGUGACGUCGUUCCCGCCGUCACUCAAACACCGCCAGCUCUCUCUCUCUCUCUUUGUUUAUUUUUUUCUGGUUCUCCUUUUCUUUUAUGCACUUGAACGCAUCACUCACUGUGUUUGUGCCGCGCGGCGACGGCGCAGCCGGACAAAUGUAGCAGGUCGACCCGGAUCAGCAAAACAAGGAACUCCAAACCACAACCCGCCCAAGUUUUUACACUGUCUCUGGAAAACCACGUCAGGAAAGUCACAAUCCGUGUUUUGAGUUGUCCGAGUCGUCUACUGAUGGGGGGAAAAAAAACAUAAAAAACGCCAAAACGACUGAUGUUUGGCAGCUUCUUCUUCUUCUUCUUCACGCAGAAUUCCCGCUCUGGUUUUCCUGCUCCGUCACCCGGGAGACCCGGGAGUUUGUUUUUCUCUUUUUGAACUGGCGUCUCGCUCUUCUCUUAAUGUGCAUCCGUGGUAGUCCCGACUCCCGACUACCUCAGACUUGUGAAGAAUAACCAGAACCCUGACCCGGCGAGACGGCGGCGGUGUGGGCGAGACGGCGCCAGGACGUGUUUGUCUCCGCCGCAGCGCUCACGUCAUUCCUCCCAACUCCUUUUACCUCCCGCGCUCGGCCCGAGGCCCCCCGGCCCUCGGAGGAGGUUGUGGGUGAAAAUGCUGCUGUGUGUUUUAGUUUAAGGCUCAGGUGUCUCUUGUAGACGUUGGACUCUACAGAACCACGUAAACGCGCACCGGUCUGGAUCCUGGAUCCUGGUUCCGGCGAUCGGAGACCCUUCUGGGCCCAGUUUUUACAAAAAAAAAGGUGCUUUUCCACCGAAAUCUCCAGAACUGUUCUGGUAUCUGGCGUCCCGGACCUGAAGGUUCCUCCAGACCCGAGUCACGGCUUUUCUUACAGACUCGGACCGGUCCCGCAGCUCUUCAUACACUGCAAAAACUCAAAAUCUUACCAGGAAUAUCUGUCUUAUUUCUAGUUAAAAUGUUUAAUUUUUAGUCAAAAAAUCUCAUUACACUUAAAACAAGACUCAUUAUCAGAAAUAUAACUUGUUAUUUGACAAUUUUCACCUGU